This is a messenger RNA of Globicephala melas (long-finned pilot whale), 288 nucleotides long. Lineage: Eukaryota; Metazoa; Chordata; Mammalia; Artiodactyla; Delphinidae. The record is from RefSeq and is a predicted model, not a curated record.
AUGUUUUUCUUUAAAUUCAGCUCUGAUGAACAUACAGCAGUACAGGACAAAGAGCCAAAGAAAAGCACCACUUUAGCUUCUACUUCAGAAGAAAAGAAGAAGAAGAAGUCUAGUCAUUCAAAAGAAAGGUCCAAGAAAAAGAGGAAGAAAAAAUCAUCUAAAAGAAAACACAAGAAGUAUUCUGAUGAUAGUGACAGUGACUCUGAUUCUGAAACAGACGCCAGUGAUGAAGAUACAAAGGAAAGCAAAAAAAAAGCCCAGCAAAAGAAAAAGAAGAAACACAGAUGA